GUUUAAACAUGAUUCAAAUCAAUUGUACUUUUAUAUUUCAGAGCUGAGAAGACAGAGGUGUUGAGUGAGGACCUUUUGCAGAUCGAGAAACGUAUGGAUGCAAUAAGAAUAAUUUCACACAAUGCCCACAAGAGACUUGCUGCAUGCUUGCAGGUUCAGCAAGGCGUAGAAGUGGAGAAAAGACAAAAAAAGUUGCCAUUGAUGGCUCUCUCCCAAAGCAUGCAGGAAGGAAUUGCCUUAAUAGGGGAUGACUCUCUCAUUACGAAAUUGCUGGAAACAUGUAGUGAAGCAGAACAUAAGCUGGCGUUUGAGCUUGCCUCCUAUGAAUCUCAAAUUGAGAGAGAGAUCCUUGAGCCAUUCAAUAACUUGGCAGAAAUGGAGAUUCCUAACAUUCAAAAACAGAGGAAGCAAUUGGCUAAAUUAGUACUAGACUGGGACUCGGCAAAAAUGCGGUAUAAUCAAGCAAACAAAGCUGCAUUUUCAGGAGGCAAUUUCCCAGCAGUAGCAGCAAAAGUUGACUCACUGAGGGAGGAAAUGGAUGAAGCUGGAAAUAAAGUUGAGCUGUGUAAG
This is a messenger RNA of Chiloscyllium plagiosum (whitespotted bambooshark), 570 nucleotides long. The record is from RefSeq and is a predicted model, not a curated record. NCBI's taxonomy places the organism in Eukaryota, Metazoa, Chordata, Chondrichthyes, Orectolobiformes, Hemiscylliidae.